CAGGUGCAUGCAGUUACGCGUAGUGACGGGUAGAGGAUCUGUAGAGCUGAUGUGAACCAAUCAAAUAGGAAGGGGAGGAGCGGUAUCGGGAGUAAAGUGGCCAAACGGAGUACCAGUACACUUCAGCAUUCACACACAUUGCAGAUCCGUUGCUGCUGCACAGCAAGACGCGUCUGCCAAGUCUGGAGCGCUCUACUGCAUGACGUUCAGCACUCUGCACAGACAGGACACUUACCCACCAGGACACAAGCGUUUCCGUCGCACACUAUCGUCCUCUGUACUGUGAAGUGCAACAGCGGUCUGUUCGGGAUAAAGACAGCGCUUAUUCAUGAGCAGUGUCGCAGCAAAACAGGGACAAACACCGGGGACAGGAGCGGCGAGCGGCCGGGAAGGUGCAGACAGCAAUACUCUGAGGAUCUAAUUUGUCUGUGAUGAGCAUCCCCAUCCACCAGAGACCAAAGGCCCGCCCUCAUUGCUCCUGAAGUGAUGUCACGCCACCACCGCUUUGAGAGGGACUACCGGGCACCCUGGGAGCGGAGAGACAUCCGUCCCUCUGGCCUCCACAAUGGAGGAGCCAAUCACAGCUGUGCCUCUGCUGUUCUAAAUGGCAACAAUCGUCCAGGGCUCCUCCCACUCCCAGUCAUCCCCUCCCUCCUCCCCAACCCGGUGUCAGUCGUUGUGACGACAUCGAGCAGCGACAAAGCGGUCAAGAGAGGCAUCACAGCAGCAGGAUCAGUGACUCCUGUCCUGGCCAAGGUCUCAGGUGUGUCUCCUGUUGACAACCAGAGCCCAGGACUGCUGCUGGCUCCAGGGGUGAGGUGGGGACAGACGCCCAUUAACCAGCUCACACCUUGGGAUACAGAUGAGCCGCCUGCCAAGCAGCAUCGAGAAGGCGAGCCCAGCGGUUCAACCUGGGUUGCACCAGGAGUAGUGGUGAGCCAGCCCAGCCUCCUGCCUCACACCUACACCCUCCCCCAGAGGCCCUCCUUCAGUCACAGUGUGACAGCGCAGUCGCCCAUUAUAGGAAUAACACCAUCCAUCCAGACAUCGGUUCCCAAUCAGCAUCCUCUCAUGACGGCCCACUUUCAGCUGACCCCACAGUCCACCCAGCAGCCUCCCACUAUGGUUAUGAACAUGCCCAGUCAGUCUCCGUACCCCUCUGCCCAGCCCAUUGUGACAACGUCCGCCCUCACUGUUCAAGCCAACCAGGUGGUUCAUCCAAACCUUCACAGCAUGAUUGGUAAUGGCCAUUUGACCUCUCAUCCUGGCCUCAUGCAGCCCCCUCCCUUACCUCUGACCAAUGGACAAGGAGCAGCAGCACAGGCUCCGCCCUCAGCUGCAGCCAAUCAGGAUAAUCCUAAUGGACUGCAAAUGCUGCGAACUGUUGGAAUGGGGAAGUACGAGUUCAGCGACCCAGGACAUCCUAAAGAGAUGUUGAAGGAGCUGAACCAGCAGCGCAGAGCGAAAGAGUUUACAGACCUGAAAAUAAUAGUUGAUGGCAAAGAGUUUGAAGUCCACCAAAAUGUUCUAGCUUCCUGCAGCUUGUAUUUCAAGGACCUGGUGAAAAGGUCAUUGGGAGAGACGAGGAAAGGGGAGAUCCUGGAGCUGAACAUGAGCAACAUCAGCGCCGACGUGUUAGAGCUGCUGCUCGAGUUUGUCUACACAGGAUCGCUGGUCAUCGACUCAGCCAACGCAAAGACGCUGCUGGAGGCCGCCAACAAGUUCCAGUUCAACACGUUUUGUAAAGUCUGCGUCUCAUUCCUAGAGAAACAGCUGACUCCAGCUAACUGUCUGGGAGUGCUGGCGAUGGCUGAAGCCAUGAGUUGCAUAGAGCUCCAUAACAUGGCCAAAGCCUUUGCACUGCAGAACUUCCCUGAGGUGGCGGGACAGGAAGAGAUUCUGAGUGUGUCCAAGGAAGAUCUGGUGUCCUACCUGUCCAACGACAGUCUGAACACCAAGGCUGAGGAGCUGGUCUACGAGACGGUCAUCAAAUGGAUCAAACAAGACCCAGACUCCAGAGUACAGAGUUUGUCAGAGCUGCUGGCGGUGGUGCGUCUUCCCUUCAUCCACCCAUCCUACCUCCUCAACGUGGUGGAUAAUGAGGAGCUGAUCAAAUCAUCAGAGGCGUGUCGGGAUCUGGUCAAUGAGGCCAAACGCUAUCACAUGCUGCCUCACGCCCGACAGGAGAUGCAGACGCCCAGGACUCGACCGAGGCUAUCUGCUGGUGUAGCAGAGGUGAUAGUUCUGGUGGGAGGGCGUCAAUCGAUCGGGAUGAACCAGCGCUCCCUGACAGCAGUCACCUGUUUCAACCCCCAGAACAGUAAGUGGUACCCGCUGGCCAGCCUGCCCUUCUACGACCGAGACUUCUUCAGUGUCAUCUCAGCUGGAGACAACAUCUACCUGUCAGGUGGCACAGAUGCCGGUGUGAUGGUGGCUGACGUUUGGUGCUACAUGUCUCUGCUUGAUAACUGGAGUCUGGUGUCCCAAAUGACGGUGGCUCGCUGCAAACACAACAGCCUUGUGUACGACGGAAAGCUGUACACCAUCGGAGGACUUGGAGUAUCAGGGAACCUGGACCACGUGGAGAGGUACGACACAAUCACCAACCAAUGGGAGACGGUCUCUCCUCUUCCUAAACCGGUCCAUUCAGCAGCAGCCACAGUGUGUGGAGGGAAGGUCUACGUGUUUGGAGGUGUGAACGAGGCCAGCCGCUCUGCAGGUGUCCUCCAGUCCUACGUACCGCAGAGUAACACCUGGAGCUUCAUUGAAUCACCUAUGAUAGACAACAAAUGUGCCCCUGCAGUGAGUCUAAGUGGUCUAAUAUUCAUCCUGGGAGGAGCCUACGCUCGAGCCACCACCAUCUAUGACCCAGACAAAGGCAACAUCAAGGCUGGUCCCAACAUGAAUCACUCUCGACAGUUCUGCAGUGCUGUGAUCCUAGAUGGGAAGAUUUUUGCCACAGGAGGCAUCGUGAGCAGUGAGGGUCCUGCCCUCGGAAACAUGGAGACCUUUGACCCUUGCACCAACACAUGGACGCCCCUGCAGUCUCUGCCCUGUCCGCUUUUCAGACACGGCUGUGUGGUUAUCAAGAAGUACAUUCAGAGCGGCUGAGGGUGACUGGGAGCUGAUCACUCUGGGCUAUGGUUGAAAGUUUGAAGGCAGCUUAGGGCCAGAGGUCAGUCUGUGAUCUCUUACAGCCAGCAUCCAUCCACCCGUUUCCUGUCCCACUCUACAGAAUGUAUUCGUGUUCAACUUCUCAGCUGUGACAGGUGACGUUGCCUAAACUCCAGGACUGUACGUGUCAUGGUGGUAGAUCAUCCAUCAUCUACAGGGACAGGCACAGGGACCCUCUCAGUAAACUCCUUUUUUUGUAAUGAAGUCUUCACUGUUUCAUUUUUUUCUGUAAACUCACCACAACCAGAUUUCUUCACCGUGGUUAAGCUCAAUGAAAGUCAAUUAAAGGUGAGAUUUCUCCCUUUUUCAGAAUGAUGUUCAACACGUGAAGCUUUCAUGUUCAUCUCAGAGAGCAGAGUUUUGUUUUUUUUGUAUGAGAACACUUAACAGCAGAGAAAUCAAGAGAAGGAAUGGACUGUUUUCCUCCUCGUCAGGGGAAUUUAAGUCUCUUCUCUCUUCACUUUGGAAGAGAAAAAUGCAAACUGAGUGUGGAUUUAUGAGAUAAUUUGAAAACACAUAUUCGAGCUCUGUAUAACUAGGUUCCUUUGAAACUUGGUGACUUUCCAAAUGUGAGGAAAAUCUGGCUCAGGUAGAAGAAAAUCAUUAUUUUCUGUGUGAUUGAAGCCAGAUUGAGAGAUCGUCUGGACAGUUAGGGAUCAGACUUUUCCUUCCCUUUCCAAAGAAUGCAAUUCAUAGAGAGAGAGAGACAGAGGCAUAUAGACAAAAGACAGACAGACAGUUCAGUCAAUCUGGAAAAAAGCACAAUAAUCACUGUCUUACAUUUAUCUGUUGAUUCAUGAUUUCUGUGUUUCAUCAGUUUCCCUUAACCAUCUUCACGUUUCGAUCAAUGUUUUUAUUUCAAACGGAAACAAGUUGAGUUUUUAUUCUGUAAAUAAAGGAAGGAAAUAUGUAUAUUUUACAACCUGAAAGAAAUUCUGUAUAGAUGUUUUUCUAAAACCUAGAGGAUAAUCUGUAUAAAUGUUUUUCGAAAAAGUGGUUGGAUUUAAAAGGGUAUGUCUGUAAAUACAGUAUGCACUCAAAGAUAAUUUAUGAGCUGUUAUUGAAACCUAAUACAAAUAUCAGAUCAAUAAAACUGUUUCUUUUUUUGUAUACAGAAUAAUAAAA
Messenger RNA from Notolabrus celidotus (New Zealand spotty), 4299 nucleotides. RefSeq names its product kelch-like protein 29. Gene Ontology annotation, molecular function: protein binding. Lineage: Eukaryota; Metazoa; Chordata; Actinopteri; Labriformes; Labridae. The transcript has 15 exons. Bases 487 to 3111 code for a protein of 874 amino acids. The record is from RefSeq and is a predicted model, not a curated record.